This is a messenger RNA of Amaranthus tricolor (Joseph's coat), 4005 nucleotides long. RefSeq names its product probable disease resistance protein RF45. Gene Ontology annotation, biological process: defense response to other organism. The record is from RefSeq and is a predicted model, not a curated record. Gene Ontology annotation, molecular function: ADP binding. Lineage: Eukaryota; Viridiplantae; Streptophyta; Magnoliopsida; Caryophyllales; Amaranthaceae. The transcript is spliced from 5 exons. The coding region runs from base 228 to 3623 and encodes 1131 amino acids.
CUUCACCAGAAAAAAAAAAGGAUAAGUAGGUAUUAUAGCACAGCGAAUGAAUCACAACAUAGUCAUUUACCAGUGUUUUGAGCGGGGACUGUCUGGAAGAUAAACGAAAAUUUCCAUGAAAGUUCUUACGACUUUUCUUCUCUUUUCAUCGUCAUUAAAAAGCGAGAUGACCAUCCAAUAUGAAUCCCAAAUUCUUCAUUUUCACUCACUAUUAGAAUUACAAAGUUAUGGCAGAGUCCAAUGUUGCAUCAGCUGUUCAGUGGAUUGGCUCUAUAUUGAUCCAAGAAGCAAGCUCAUUAUUCCAUGUUGCAGAUCAAGUACGAGGCCUGCAGCAGGAGCUUGAGUUGAUGCAGCAAUACCUUAAAGAUGCUGAUACUAAGCAAGAAAGCGGAGAAAUUCACACACUAUUACGUCAUAUUAGAAAGCUUGCCUAUGAUGCCGAGGAUGUAAUUGACAAUUACAUCGUGAACAUUCAAGCAAAAUCUGAAGAGAGCUAUAGAACUUUUAUCAUGAAAAUGGCAUGUUUCAUGUAUAGUGCUCCAAAGAACUAUGAAAUAGGGAAGCUAAUACAAGAGACACAAGACAAAGUGAAGGAAAAAAUUGAAGAAUUAAAUAAUUCGGGAUUAAGAAGAAUCCCUGCGCUUUUAGAAGAUUAUAGACACCCCCGUCGUAGGAUGCCACAACGACGAAGUUACUAUUACGAUGACAACUUUGAUUAUGUUGUGGGCCUAGAGAAUGACAUGCAAAAGCUAAUGUUAGAAGUGCUUAUUGGUGAAGGGAGCACCCAUUUAAAAGUCCUUGCCAUUGUUGGAAUGGGUGGUUGUGGGAAAACUACCUUGGCAAGGAAGCUAUAUAAUCAUCCAAGUAUCAAAAAGUGCUUUAUGAAUUGUAUGGCAUGGGUAUCCGUAUCUCAAGAAUGGGACACUUCGCAUGUUCUGUCUGAAAUUUUGAGGAAGGUGGGUGGUCCUAGGGAGACUUCUGAAAUGCAUGCUAAAUUGAAUGUGGAGGAACUCAUGGACAGACUCUAUAACAUUCUUAAAGAGAAGCAAUACUUGGUAAUCCUGGAUGAUGUAUGGAGGCAGGAGGCUCUUGAACAAAUACUUCCAGCACUUCCAUGGGGUAGUAUGAAUAGCAGAAGUAAGAUUAUCAUCACAACUCGUAAUAGAAAAAUUAUUAAGGGCCAAAAUUUCCAGAAACAUUUGCAUAUCCAUGAGCCACAACCUUUAAGUGAAGACGAGGGUUGGGAUUUACUAAGUAAGCUCGCCCUUAGUCAUCAUAGAAAUUGCAGCAUAGAAAGUUUUGAGAGGCUUGGCAAGGAAAUGCUGAAGAAAUGUAGUGGACUUCCCUUGGCUAUAGUUGCAUUAGCUGGCAUUUUAAACACAAGAGAAGGCAUUGGGGAAUGGCAGGUUGUGAGUGACACUGUGCGAUCACGAGUAAUGGAGGGUACAAGUACCUCCACGGAUACUUGUACAAGCGUACAAGAUUUGUUAUCUCUGAGCUAUGAGGAUUUACCUUAUGAUUUGAAGCCGUGCUUUCUUUAUCUUGGUGUAUUUCCAGAAGACUGUCGAAUUGCAGCUGGAAUGCUCACUCGGAUGUGGAUAGCUGAAGGUCUUGUUGUUGCUCAUGGAGAGAUGUGCCCUGAAGAUGUUGCAGUGCAGUGUUUAGAAGAUUUGAGCCACCGGUUCAUGAUCCAGGUUGUACGGACCAACUAUAAGGGAGCCAUAAAGGUAUUGCACUUGCAUGAUCUUUUGCGUGAUCUUUGUCUCAAAAAAGCUAAGGAAGAGAGCUUUCUUCAAGUAUAUCCACGUAUAAGAGAUCAAGCUACUACCAAUGCAUCCAUGUUACAUAUUCAACCACGCAGGGCUGCUUUUCACUCCAGCAUCACAUUUCCUACACAUGUUUCGAAUCUAAGGUCACUUAUAUUGCUGACAAGAUCUAGCACAUUACAGAAUACCUAUGUAUCCAAGAAUUUAGAUUCAGGUAUUGCACACCACAAUAUCAAGUUGCUCAGAUUGUUGAAUCUUUGGGGGAUUAAGAUUGCUUCUGGUACCUUACCUGCGCAAAUUGGGAACCUCAUUCACUUGCGUUAUCUUGGAUUUCGAGCCUCAAAUAUUGUAAAACUUCCCACUUCGAUUGGAAAUUUGAGGAAUUUGUUGACUUUAGACUAUAGGAAUAUUGACUUUGAUAACAAUGUUCCUGUCCAACUUCCCAAUAUCUUUGGGAGGUUGGUGUUACUUAGGCAUCUAUAUUUGCCUGUUGAUUCUCCUUGGAAACUAAAAGAAUUGCAGUUGAGUUCUAUGCCAAAUUUGCAAGUUUUGUGGGGUGUAAAAUGUAGUGGAGAACACGAUUGGUUUUCAAGAGAGGUUCCGAAACUAAGCAGUGGCUUGAAGAAAUUGAAGGCAGUAGUGACAACAGAAAAGGAUUUAAAGGCCGCCUUUAAUUGCCCAAGCUUAACAUCUGGUCAGCUUCAUACAUUUCACUGUGAGUGGAGUGGAGUAGCCUUACAGCUUGCAAACCCCAUCUUCUCUCACAACCAACACCUACACAAGUUGGUGUUGGUCGGAAAACUGCGGGUCAACAGAUUGUCAUUUGUAUUGCCUUCUUACCUUGUGGUUUUAGAGUUGAAGGAUAGCAUUAUUGAACUUGAGGACCCCAUGGUAGCCAUUGGCGCAUUGACCCACUUGAAGCUUCUGAAAUUGUCAAAUUCUUACUCAGGGACUGCAUUUAUCUGCAAUUAUAGCUCGUUUCCUGCGCUUGAAGAACUCUACUUGGCAAAUCUUCCAAAAUUGAACGUGUGGGAAGUACAGUCUGGAGCACUGCCGUGUAUCAAGAAGUUAGUAAUUAUAAAGUGUGGAAAGCUUCACAUGUUUCCUCUUGGUUUGCCAUUUGUUGCCACCCUUCAACUACUUGAGUGUUUUGGAGUUCCUCAAGAAUUUGUCCAAAAAGCAGUGGAAUGUGGAUGGUCAAGACAAAUUCUUAAGCUUCCUCAUAAUUUUGAGGCCAUCAUUGAACAGUCUGACAUUCCUGUUGACUUCUUUUCUGUUAGCAAGCUCUAUGAACAGCUCAGUGUCGGAGUAUUCUUGAAUAAUAAAACGCAGAAAUACUGGGUUGUGAAGCAAAAUGAUCGAUACUACAACUGCUUUAUGUUUUAUGCAACAUACCUCCAUUUGACUGAGUGUGAUCCAUUCACCCUUCAUUCUUUGGAUAAUUGUUGGGAAUGGACUUCAAUUGAAGAAAGCGAGGGUGUACUGAUAAAUGUUGGAAAAAUAAAGCCACGAGCUUUCAGUGACAAGUUUUUCUAUGUGGAAGGGGAUUUUGAUGCAGGAAAUCUUUCCCCAGAAAUCACAUAUGAAAUUACAUUUAUCAUAAAGUUUCCUCUAACAGCAUCUGAAAGGUGUCUAAGGGGUGUACGGUCUUAUUUCUCCUACGCUUCUGGAAAUUCCAAUGUGCAGGAACUCAAUUUGCAUGACAAGCCAAGAGAUGAGUGGAUACAACUUGCUAUUGGUGAAUUCAUGACAUCCCCUGCGAGUGUUGAACAGACUCUAAUCUUCAGAUUAGCAGGAAUCGAGCCUGGCUUUGAAAUUCAAGGUGUUGUUAUCGAGCCCAAAACUGUGAAAACCUGACUUAUUUAUAGCUGGUUGUCGGUUUCAAACAAGCACAAAGAGCCCCUUUUUACCUUUUUUUCAGUUACCUUAGAACUUGGAAGGGUACUCUUGCUGCUUGCACCUUUUCUUAAAGCUUUUCGGUAAGCACUAGUGCUGGCUUCUGUCAUUGAUGGUGUCAGAUUUCUAUUGUGGUGCUGAAGCUUGUCAGAAGCGGCUGUUUUAGGCUGUUUCUCGACUUCUGUGACUGUAUUUUGGGUUUGCACUUUUAACGGAAUGGUGUAUCGAUUAGAGGCUAACAUAGGAGCUGUCAUUUUAUGGGCUCAUGGGAAACUUGGUAAGCCAAUUUUUGUAUGAUAUUUGUUGAUCUCAAUCUUUUGGGAUUAAGACUUUGACUUUGGUA